AGCAGCUUUGAAGGCUGAGCAACUGAACUCGGCAGCCCCAACCUAACUCGAUUUAACUCAGCCUCAACGAACCCGAUCCGGGACUCUCUACUCCCUGGGUUUGCAACUGCUCUCAGAUCCUAGCACCCUCCUCAAUUCCAGCUAGAAUGCUGUGGCAGGCACUUCGCAGAUUUGGUCAAAAGCUGGUACGCAGACGAACACUGGAGCCAGGCAUUGCUGACACUCGCCUUGCUAGAUGCCUGAGCACUCUGGAUCUAAUCGCCUUGGGUGUGGGCAGUACAUUGGGUGCAGGCGUGUAUGUCCUGGCUGGUGAAGUGGCCAAAGAUAAAGCAGGACCAUCCAUUGUGAUCUGCUUUUUGGUGGCCGCACUGUCUUCUGUGUUGGCUGGGCUGUGUUAUGCAGAGUUUGGUGCCCGGGUUCCUCGUUCUGGUUCUGCAUAUCUCUACAGUUAUGUCACUGUGGGUGAACUCUGGGCCUUCGCCACUGGCUGGAACCUCAUCCUGUCCUACGUCAUAGGUACAGCCAGUGUGGCCAGGGCCUGGAGCUCAGCUUUUGACAACCUGAUUGGGAACCACAUCUCUCAGGCCCUGCAGGGGAGCAUCUCACUGCAUGUGCCCCAUGUCCUCGCAGAAUAUCCAGACUUCUUUGCCUUGGGCCUUGUGUUGUUGCUCACUGGAUUGCUGGCUCUGGGAGCUAGUGAGUCAGCCCUGGUUACCAAAGUGUUUACAGUGGCGAACCUUUUGGUUCUCGGUUUUGUCAUUGUUUCUGGCUUCAUCAAGGGGAAUCUGCAGAACUGGAAGCUCACGAAAGAGGACUACAGAAUUGCCGUGGGAAGAGCCAAUGAUACUUACAGCUUGGGACCUCUGGGUUCUGGAGGAUUCAUGCCUUUUGGCUUCCAGGGGAUUCUCCGUGGAGCAGCCACCUGUUUCUAUGCAUUUGUUGGUUUCGAUUGUAUUGCUACCACUGGGGAAGAGGCCCAGAAUCCUCAGCGUUCCAUCCCCAUGGGCAUUGUGGUUUCACUGUUCGUCUGCUUUUUGGCAUAUUUUGGUGUCUCAUCAGCACUCACACUCAUGAUGCCUUACUACCAGCUUCAACCUGAAAGCCCCUUGCCUGAGGCAUUUCUCUAUAUUGGAUGGGCACCUGCCCGUUACAUAGUGGCUAUUGGCUCCCUCUGUGCUCUUUCUACCAGCCUCUUGGGCUCUAUGUUCCCGAUGCCUCGGGUGAUCUAUGCGAUGGCAGAAGAUGGCCUCCUGUUUCGUGUCCUUGCCCGAAUUCAUACCGGCACACGCACACCCAUUGUGGCCACUGUGGUCUCUGGCAUCAUUGCAGCAUUCAUGGCAUUCCUCUUCGAACUAUCUGAUCUUGUGGACCUCAUGUCAAUUGGGACCCUGCUUGCUUACUCCCUGGUGGCUAUUUGUGUUCUCAUCCUCAGGUAUCAGCCUGACCAGGAGAUGAAGAAUGGGGAAGAUGAAGUGGAGUUUCAGGAGGAAAAAAUACCUGGAACAGAGAAGCUGACCCUACAGGGACUAUUUUGUCCACUCAGCACCAUCCCUACUGCACUGUCUGGCAAAGUUGUCUAUGUUUGUUCCUCACUGCUUGCGCUACUGCUUACUGUUCUUGGCUUGGUGCUGGCCCAGUGGCCAAUUCCACUGCUUUCUGGAGAUCCAGUCUGGAUUUCAGUGGUUGUGUUGCUCCUAAUGCUCAUUACUGGGAUCACUGGGGUCAUCUGGAGACAGCCACAGAGCUCCACUCCCCUUCAUUUUAAGGUACCUGCUUUGCCACUCCUCCCGCUACUGAGCCUUUUUGUGAAUGUUUACCUUAUGAUGCAGAUGACAGCUGGCACCUGGGCCAGAUUUGGGGUCUGGAUGCUGAUUGGGUUUGCUAUCUACUUCGGCUAUGGGAUCCAGCAUAGCUUGGAAGAAGUUAGGAGUGACCAUCCCCCACUCAAGUCAAGAGCCCAAACUGUAGACCUUGAACUGUAGUCCUUUUUUGAACACACUUGAUUUGACAUCAUCAUACCUGAAUGCUGUUUGGCCCCUCUGCACGAGAGUUAGGCCUCCUAUGGUAUGUCUGUGGGGGAGCAGUAGUAGAGCUCUGUAUUUAUUGAGGAGUGAAGGAUGUGUCUUUGCUGGUUCUAAUCUACUUUUUUUUUUCACUCUUUCUAAUUGUGUCUAUAACUGCUUACUCACUUUUCAAAAAUGAUUAAAAGAAACCUGGAAAGGAAACAAUGUCUUGUUCUUUACUUGCUAGGGAUAAUGAGAAUGGAGACUGACUUUCAGAGUGGAGAGCUUCAGAGAAGUAUUCUUUGUUUGCUCCAGUCACCAUAAAAGUAUCAGUUAUGCCUGUGUGUGCUUAUUGGUUCAGGGUUUGAGGAGGGUGGUGUAAGUAACCAUAAAGUCUAGUUACCCAUGGGGCCUUCCUGGUGGUGCAGGGCUUAAGACAGCUCUUUCAAGCUAUUGCCAGCCACUGCAGCAUGAGUUCAAUCCCUGGUCCAAGUUCGAUCUCUGACUGACCAGGGAGCAACCCACAUGGCACAGCAGACAUCUCCUGUCUUGCCCACUGCUUCCCUCAGCAGUGUAUUUUGGUUAGAUCUGCCUGUUCUGCUCCCUAACUCUGUCUCUGGUGAAUCCUUUCACCCCCCCCCCACCUCUGGCCUGUACCCCAGUUCUUGU
This is a messenger RNA of Talpa occidentalis (Iberian mole), 2672 nucleotides long. It is a transcript of the gene SLC7A3, whose product is annotated as solute carrier family 7 member 3. Gene Ontology annotation, cellular component: plasma membrane. Gene Ontology annotation, molecular function: amino acid transmembrane transporter activity. The transcript is spliced from 12 exons. Lineage: Eukaryota; Metazoa; Chordata; Mammalia; Eulipotyphla; Talpidae. Bases 147 to 1982 code for a protein of 611 amino acids. The record is from RefSeq and is a predicted model, not a curated record. Gene Ontology annotation, biological process: transmembrane transport; amino acid transport.